AUGAUAGGUCGCACGACCAACUUUUAUUGUAAGCAGUUUGGCAAGGUUGCCAGAUCGCAUAACUGGGAGGAUUCGCAGCUGCGUAAUAGCAGGGCCCAACCUGAUACACGAGCUGAGCAAGAGGUUUCACCUCAUAUGGACGUAAGCGCUUACGAAGAAAUUCACACACAUUACUCCGACACGGGAAAGCACCGCUGCCCGGCGCUGCAGGGUAGCCUGGAUUACACCGAGGCGGAUGUGGCCGUGCUGCGGCGUAUGGAGGAUAUCGCUCCGGAGGACAUCGAUCAAGCACGGGGUCUGCCGGGGCUAGGCGGGGACGAGGAGCCAGGUGCAACGGGGGAACCAAGGCGUCAGGUGGAGCGCCAUCACGGGGACGCCAGCCGCGGCCCCGUGGGCGCGGAGCGUGACGAAGAUGUGUUGGGUAGUAGGGGACAUGGAUACGAAGGUGGCAGUGGCGGCGGCGGCGGCUUCCGCAGCGGAAGCAGCACUCUGUGGGGCACCUCUGUCGGAGCUGAGGUUGUCAGCCCCUCUUCCGGUUCCGGCAUGUCGGACAUGACCGGAAUCAUGGAUGAUGCGCACGCGGCGGAGUGGUCUCCUGCUCAGACUGCCGAGCUGGCGGCCAAGGGCAUCACGCUAGGCAGUGAGGCGCAGGUCCGGGAGGUGGAGCAGCUCAUCAGCGGUGGAACCGCCAACACCGGAGAUAUGCUGUCGCACCCGGAGCGCUUCGGAGGCCAUAGCGACGCCCCAGGGACCUUCCCGUCGCCACCGCCGCGCUACCGGGGCCACCUGGCCGCUGACCAGCAUACCGCCACAGUGAUGGGUUCCCAGGGAGCGGUACGUGCCGUAGAGGCGGCCAUCAGCCUGUCGACCCACUCUACCAGCUCUGCGGCAGGCAGCGUCGCCGGCAGUGCGGAAAGCAGCGGCGAAGGCAGUGCCGGAAAUGCGAUUCCGGCUGCAGGUCACCCAGGCGAACACGACUCUAGUGGGUCCCGCGGAGAAGUAAACCCUGGGGGGAUUGCCGGCGCCGCGGCGGUGAUGGGCAGCAAGGCGGCGCGCUCCCUGGAGGGCGUUGUGGACGUGGCUCGGACCACGGCAAGGAGCGCUGGCCAGAUGCUUGGGAACGCCGCACGACACCUGACGGAGGAGGAUGGGUCCAAGGAGAGAAAAGUUGGCACAACGUCUGCGGCGGCGGAGCCGACCGACAACACUCCUGCGCCAUAG
Molecule: messenger RNA, 1221 nt
Organism: Volvox carteri f. nagariensis
Lineage: Eukaryota; Viridiplantae; Chlorophyta; Chlorophyceae; Chlamydomonadales; Volvocaceae
Exons: 8
Coding region: 1-1221 (406 amino acids)
Source: RefSeq, a predicted model, not a curated record